AUGCAUCAUUUUAUGGGUUUCACUCAUUCUAAUCCCUUGUUCAUUCAUUCUCUUUCUUUUCUUUUUUUUUUAUUCAUUCUCAUUUUUAUUCGUUCUCUUUCUUUUUAUUUAUUCAUUUUUUAUUCGUUCUCUUUCUUUUUUAUUUAUUCAUUUUUUAUUCGUUCUCUUUCUUUUUUAUUUAUUCAUUUUUUAAUCGUUCUCUUUUUAUUCGUUCUCUUUCUUUUUUAUUUCUUCACUUUUUUAUUCGUUCUCUUUCUUUUUUAUUCAUUCUCUUUUUAUUCAGUUUUAUAUUAUUUCUUUUAUUAUUCUUUAAUUUUAUAUUUUAUCGUCAAUAUUUUUAUAUUAUUACUUUAUUUUCUAAUUUUAUAUUUUUAUUCAUUUUUUUAUAUUUUAUUAUAUUUAUUAUUUUUUGAUUCGCCUCAUUCAUCAAUAUCCCAACUUCGCCCCCUUUUUUCUCGUUUUUCUUUUCUUAACCUCUCUUUCUCUCUGGUUGCCUCUUUCUGUCUCUUCCUUUUUUUUUGUCGUUUUCACUCUUUUCUUUGA
Acanthosepion pharaonis is the source of this 543-nucleotide messenger RNA. The record is from the annotation of a GenBank genome assembly. NCBI's taxonomy places the organism in Eukaryota, Metazoa, Mollusca, Cephalopoda, Sepiida, Sepiidae.